GGUUGGUCCCGGACAACGACAACCUAAUCGUGGCCUUCCCCGCCUUCCCUGCGAAGCAGCCGUGUUCCCUUCGUGCUUUCCAGUGCAGUCACAGAGGCGGCUCCAGCAGACAGGCCAAGGAGGCAAUCAGGUCAGGUCGCCAGAAGGCAACAAACCCUUACAUUCCGCCGGGAAGUGGGCAAACUGUGUCUUGACGCGCUCCGAAAUGUUUUUCUGGAGCCGCCCCUGUGCAGUCCGCGCUAGGUAGUCAAAGUUUGACUCCAGCUCGGCCCCGGCGCCCUCGGCCUGCGGCGCCACUCGAAUCGACCCACGCCGUCGUCCUCGUCGACGAGCUGCCGUAAAGGCGCGACCGUUACACUGUGCAUAAUGACUGAUUUCGAGCCGCACCUCCGUCGCUCUGUCUCUCUCGCACUCAUGGGGCGUCCCGCAGGGGGUGCGAGAGAGACAGGUGGGCGAGGCACUUGUUCGAGUCGACGCUGACCUGUGGCCCACGGCGGCGGUCUUUUGACUGCUGCUUUUGACAGUUGCUCGGGGCGCUAUCCACGCUAUCUCCCACCACGGCAUGAAGCCACGGCCUAUGCCCGCCGUUGGCGAUACGUUGGCGGCGACUCCGCUCGGAAGUGGUAAAUCCGCGAGCGCGCGCGCGUCCGUCAAGUCCUUCGGCAAGUCCUUCGGCAAGUCCUUCGGCAAGUCCUUCGGCAAGUCCUUCGGCAAGUCCUUCGGCAAGUCCUUCGGCAAGUCCUUCGGCAAGUCCUUCGGCAAGUCCUUCGGCAAGUCCUUCGGCAAGUCCUUCGGCAAGUCCUUCGGCAAGUCCUUCGGCAAGUCCUUCGGCAAGUCCUUCGGCAAGUCCUUCGGCAAGUCCUUCGGCAAGUCCUUCGGCAAGUCCUUCGGCAAGUCCUUCGGCAAGUCCUUCGGCAAGUCCUUCGGCAAGUCCUUCGGCAAGUCCUUCGGCAAGUCCUUCGGCAAGUCCUUCGGCAAGUCCUUCGGCAAGUCCUUCGGCAAGUCCUUCGGCAAGUCCUUCGGCAAGUCCUUCGGCAAGUCCUUCGGCAAGUCCUUCGGCAAGUCCUUCGGCAAGUCCUUCGGCAAGUCCUUCGGCAAGUCCUUCGGCAAGUCCUUCGGCAAGUCCUUCGGCAAGUCCUUCGGCAAGUCCUUCGGCAAGUCCUUCGGCAAGUCCUUCGGCCCCGACCCGCGUCAAGUUAUUUCGGCAGUGCAGGGACAAGGACGCGCGGGACGGCCCUGAGCCGCCGAAGGAACUUCCGGUGCGAUGUGAACUUGUUUGUUGCCACGCUUCGUAGGAGGGGACGACCAGAUUUCUCUGUACCAUCUAUCCAUCCAUCGCGUUGUUGAAUCACCGCUGGCAUUGGCUGACC
This is a messenger RNA of Thrips palmi, 1370 nucleotides long. Its product is annotated as DEAD-box ATP-dependent RNA helicase 9-like. Bases 563 to 1240 code for a protein of 225 amino acids. The record is from RefSeq and is a predicted model, not a curated record. The transcript has a single exon. Lineage: Eukaryota; Metazoa; Arthropoda; Insecta; Thysanoptera; Thripidae.